This is a messenger RNA of Mobula hypostoma (lesser devil ray), 2650 nucleotides long. RefSeq names its product CDP-L-ribitol pyrophosphorylase A (gene crppa). The transcript is spliced from 11 exons. Gene Ontology annotation, cellular component: cytosol. Lineage: Eukaryota; Metazoa; Chordata; Chondrichthyes; Myliobatiformes; Myliobatidae. The record is from RefSeq and is a predicted model, not a curated record. Gene Ontology annotation, biological process: isoprenoid biosynthetic process; protein O-linked glycosylation via mannose. Bases 385 to 1836 code for a protein of 483 amino acids. Gene Ontology annotation, molecular function: D-ribitol-5-phosphate cytidylyltransferase activity.
CAACACCUGCCUGAACAGGUACGGGAUUCUCCCACAGCGCCACUUUAUCGCAGCUAUUUCAGGGUCUAAUAACUCCCACCUCGGUGUAUUGUCUGCAUCAUCGCCUCUUUGUUUGCAAGAACUAUAUUUACUUAAGUGCGAGAUUCAGGUGCUGUACAGCUGGAAGGGCCUUACAAGACCGGUCACUGAAUUGCCCGAUACCGACCCAUCACCUCUGCCUGGCAACUGUCAAUCACCCGCAGCGAACAGCUGUGCCCAUCCUCAAGAGAGCACCAAAACAUUUUGUUUUGCAGGAACCUCGUCGUGUGGCUGUAAAGUUUUGUCAGGUUCUGAUAACAUACCCUAGGCAUCACUUUAUAAAACGGUUUCUUUGGCUUAAAAUUGAUGGCGUGGGCAGGAAGUGAUUCGCAACCGCACUGCAAGUUAUCCGGCCCGAGUGAGCAGGCCGGUAAAAGCCUGGAACUCGAUUUCUCCGUGGCGGCUGUGCUGCCUGCGGGCGGUAGUGGGGAGAGAAUGGGAACGGCAAUCCCUAAGCAAUUCUGCCGCCUCUUCCAGAGGCCGCUCAUCAGCCUAACGCUGGAAGCUUUUGAGAGGGUUCAUUGGAUCAAAGAAAUUGUGGUCGUGGUGUCACAACAGAACUUUGAAUUCAUGAAUUCUGUGAUAGGCCAGUUUGGUCACUCACGCACAACAGUUGUUGUAGGUGGGCUUACUCGUCACCAGUCUAUUUUUAAUGGGCUAAAAGCAUUUGUGGAAAAUCAGCCUCAUCAGUCAUGGCUGAUGAAACCUGAGGUUGUAAUCAUCCACGAUGCAGUGAGACCUUUUGUGGAAGAAGAUAUUCUCUACAGAGUAGCCACUGCAGCAAAAGAGCAUGGGGCUGCGGGAGCUAUCAGACCUCUUGUUUCUACUGUCGUUGCAACCAACCCAGAAGGCUACCUUGACCAUUCACUGGAGCGUGCCAAGUACAGGGCUAGCGAAAUGCCCCAAGCCUUCACAUUUGAUGUCAUUUACAAAGCUUAUGAGCAGUGCACAGAUUAUGAUUUUGAGCAUGGUACGGAGUGUCUUCAUUUAGCUCUUCAGUACUGUGGAGUCUCUGCAAAGCUCCUUGAUGGACCACCUGAUCUGUGGAAGGUGACAUACAAACGGGACCUCUAUGCAGCUGAGUCAAUUGUCAAGGAAAAUCUUUCCAAGAGUGCUUGUAUCAUUACUGCAGCACAAGAAGAACCAGUUCAAUUAGGCACUUUGCUACAAGAGGUCUUACAACGGAUGAUGAAGCAGGUGGAUUUGGUGAAGUAUUCAUCGAGUAAAGAGAGCCAUUGUAUUCAGGCCAUCUCUUCAGGACUAUAUUAUAACUUUAUUUACAUAAAUGAAUUCUGCAGAUGCUGGAAAUUCAAGCAACAUACAUCAAAGUUGCUGGUGAACGCAGCAGGCCAGGCAGCAUCUAUAGGAAGAGGCGCAGUCGACGUUUCAGGCCGAGACCCUUCGUCAGGACUAACUGAAGGAAGAGUCAACAACUUCGAAAUAUUUAAGGAAAUUGUGCAGCUGGUGGAAGCAAUUAAAAAUGUUAAGCUUUCAGCUUUGUAUCCUGUGGUUGUGACUGUGGUACACUUGAACAAUACAGAAGCUUUAUCUUGUGGUAUUCAAAAGGACGACUUUGCUAUUACCAAACAAUUGGCAAAAGAUGCAUUUGGAAAAAAUAUUCUUAUUUACAAUCUACUGAUUAAUUAUACACAGAGCAUGGACAAAGCUCAAGAAUCCGUGAAGGAAGGAGCCUUGAUCAUUGAAACAUUAAUAAAGCAGCGAAGUCCUGUUCUAACGGGGCAGCUCCUUGUGGUAUGAAGGCAGCCAUUCAUCAGACUUAUAAAAGUCAUAAGUAGAUGCUGUGAUAUCUGAAGGAACAUACUGCCCUCUGAUGAUGACGAUGAAAAGCUACACAUAUCCUCUCUCUUAUUCUAUCAUGAAAUCCAGCUUUGAAUGGCAGAAAGUAAUUAAGUCACUAAAAGCAAUAAAGCAGAAACAACUUAACUGUCAUGUCUCACAUUGUUCUUCAGAAGAAUCUGACUAUUGAUACUCCUUUUAAGAAUCUUGAGGUUCUGCUCUCACUUUACAAAUGUUUACUUACUAUUCAGCCCUUCUAGUCCAUGCUGUCUCACAUGAGCCAUCCCAAUGAUCCUGUUCCACAUUGGAGCAAAACAUAUAAUUUUCCCUCAUAUAUUCGUCAACACCCUUUUGAUUCUUUUACCACUUCCAAACAUUUAGAGGUAAUUUACAGAAGCCUAUUAACCUAACAGCCAGCACAUGGUUGGAAUUUUGGAAAUUUGAGCAUGUGAACGAAAGCCAUUUUAGUCAUGGAGUGAAAAUUUAAAUUCCACUUAGACAGUAUGAAAUGUCCCAGGAGCAGUGAGGUUACCACUCUGCCUUUAAGAGAACAAAACCUAGAAAAGAAACCUCCACCAUUACAGAAUGAAAAGUCCAUCAGCUCUAGCUGUUCUCCUGGACUUCAGUCAAGCAUUACAUUAUUGAGGUGCAGAAACAAAGAUUUAUAUAAACUCAGUUCAUUUGGAUUUUAAAGUCCUGCAAUUUGCAAAAUCUCAUUCAGAUUUUUACAGAAGAGGGAGUUUUUCAUUAUUGUUCUAAUUGGAUAAUUUAAAGC